This is a messenger RNA of Kuraishia capsulata CBS 1993, 942 nucleotides long. RefSeq lists its product as uncharacterized. Gene Ontology annotation, cellular component: Slx1-Slx4 complex. The record is from RefSeq and is a predicted model, not a curated record. Bases 1 to 942 code for a protein of 313 amino acids. The transcript has a single exon. Gene Ontology annotation, molecular function: 5'-flap endonuclease activity; crossover junction DNA endonuclease activity. Lineage: Eukaryota; Fungi; Ascomycota; Pichiomycetes; Pichiales; Pichiaceae. Gene Ontology annotation, biological process: double-strand break repair via homologous recombination.
AUGACCGCCGACAAAAUCCGCGACUUUUACUGCUGCUAUCUGCUGCGGUCAGUGUCUAAGCCGCGGUCAUUUUAUGUCGGGUCAACACCCGACCCGGUGAGGAGGCUACGGCAGCACAACGGAGACCUCAAGAGAGGAGGAGCUUACCGUACAAAGAAAGUAGGCUACAGGCCAUGGAGAGUGGCGAUGUUGGUAUACGGGUUUCCGUCUCUGGUUACGGCUCUACAGUUUGAGCACGCAUGGCAGCAUGCGUAUCAAACGCGUCACAUACCCCGAGAAAAUCGGAUCAGCCUUCACAAGACCAGUGGCUCUGGACGUGAUCUCCAUGCAAAAACUGCCAACUGUAAGCUGUUGCUGAUGGCACCUGGUUUCUCCCGGCUUGGACUCCGUGUUCACGUGUUUGAUAACGAUGUGUAUGACGCAUGGUGUUUGAGCAAGCACGGUGUGCUGUUUCCAGACCACGUGAGAGUGGACAGGGAUGUCCAGAAAGACUCGCAGCCUUACCCCACAGGGAACUACGAGGAGCUCCAGAAGUUCAGAGAUGUUGUGCGCGAAGAUGAAAAUGCUCUGCUGGAGAGAUCAUUAUCGACUUUGGCGGAUUCGGAUCGCGUAUGUUCCAUUUGUGAGAAGGCAGUGGAAAGGCCAGAGGCUGUGGCUGUGUGUUUCCACUCGCCGUGCGCGGCAGUGUUCCAUUUAAACUGCUUGAAUGAAAAGUUUUUGGAAGAAGAAGUUGCAAAAGGCAAUGGACUUAUACAAGACUCAGAAAUCGUCGAAACGACUGAAGACACGGAGGUCAAAGAAAGCACAGAAACUACCAGUCUAUCUGCGACCCCGUCAAAAGGAAGAUGUUCUAAGUGCAACAAAGUGAUGAACUGGCCAGAUGUUGCGAAGAUUUCUCAACUAAUACAAGAGAGGGAACCUAAUAAUGAUAAUGAUGAAUAG